AACACUAGCAACAGCAGCAGGCACUUUUCAGCAGCUACUCCGUGCACGUGUGAGAUCCGAGAUCCGAUCCGAUUCCGUUCCGUUCCCCUCCGAGCCGUUGGUUGCACUUAUAUCCGCGAUUGCGAUUCCUGAGCGCAACACCUUUUUAUUUAUUUAUUAUUAACACCCAAAUUGCAGCCGCCGGAAUCAUGCCAUCCGAUGCCAAGAAGCGCGAUGCUCAGCGCAAGAAGGAUGCCCGCAACAAGAAGAUCCAACAGAUACCCUCUACGAAGAAGGCCACCAACGGCACCACCAACGGCCAGCCACUGGACCGCGAAAUGACCGAAGAGGAGAAGCUGUGCGCCAAGCUGGAGGAGGAGGCCAGGAUCAGUGCCGAGGCAAGAUCCUGUACCGGUUCGUUGGCAGUACAUCCCCGGUCCCGUGACGUUAAGAUAGCAAACUUUUCGAUCACGUUCUUUGGAUCGGAACUGCUGCAGGAUACCAUGCUGGAGCUGAACUGUGGCCGGCGUUACGGUCUGAUCGGACUCAACGGAUGCGGAAAAUCAUCGCUGCUGGCGGUGCUAGGUGGACGGGAGGUGCCCAUUCCGCCGCACAUCGAUAUCUUCCAUUUGACGCGCGAAAUUCCAGCCAGCUCGAAGAGCGCCCUCCAGUGCGUCAUGGAGGUGGACGAGGAGCGUAUCAAGCUGGAGAAACUGGCCGAGGAGCUGGCGAUGAGCGACGAGGAUGAUGCCCAGGAGCAGCUAAUCGAUAUCUAUGAGCGAUUGGAUGACAUGUCCGCCGAUCAGGCCGAGGCCAAGGCGGCCCGCAUCCUCCACGGUCUCGGAUUCGACAAGGCCAUGCAACAGAAACAGGCCAAGGACUUUUCUGGUGGUUGGCGAAUGAGAAUCGCUCUCGCCCGUGCCCUUUUCGUGAAGCCGCACCUUCUGCUCCUCGACGAACCGACCAACCACUUGGAUCUGGACGCCUGCGUCUGGCUGGAGGAGGAGCUGAAGACAUACAAGCGCAUCCUAGUGCUCAUCUCGCACUCGCAGGACUUUCUCAACGGCGUCUGCACGAACAUCAUCCACCUGACGGGCAAACGACUCAAGUACUACACCGGCAACUACGAGGCGUUCGUCCGCACCCGCAUGGAGCUGCUGGAGAACCAGAUGAAGCAGUACAACUGGGAGCAGGAUCAGAUCGCUCACAUGAAGAAUUACAUUGCCCGGUUCGGUCACGGUUCGGCUAAGCUGGCGCGGCAGGCGCAGUCCAAGGAGAAGACGCUGGCCAAAAUGGUGGCCCAGGGACUCACCGAGAAGGUCACCGACGACAAGGUCCUCAACUUCUACUUCCCCUCCUGCGGCAAAGUGCCGCCGCCAGUUAUCAUGGUGCAGAACGUUAACUUUCGAUACAACGAUGAAACGCCUUGGAUCUACAAGAAUCUGGAGUUCGGUAUCGAUCUGGAUACACGUCUGGCCCUGGUGGGGCCGAACGGUGCCGGCAAGUCGACGCUGCUGAAGCUCCUGUACGGUGAUCUGGUGCCCACGUCCGGAAUGAUACGCAAGAACUCGCAUCUGCGCAUCGCCCGCUACCAUCAGCACUUGCACGAGCUGCUCGAUCUGGACGCCAGUCCGCUGGAGUACAUGAUGCGCGCCUUCCCCGACGUCAAGGAGAAGGAGGAGAUGCGCAAGAUCAUCGGCCGGUAUGGCCUAACGGGUCGGCAGCAGGUCUGCCCCAUUCGCCAGCUCUCCGACGGCCAGCGUUGUCGUGUCGUGUUCGCCUGGCUGGCCUGGCAGGUGCCACAUCUCCUCCUGCUGGACGAACCUACCAAUCACUUGGACAUGGAGACUAUCGAUGCCCUGGCCGAUGCGAUCAACGAUUUUGAUGGCGGCAUGGUUCUAGUUAGUCACGAUUUCCGUUUAAUUAAUCAGGUGGCUGAGGAGAUCUGGGUGUGUGAGAAGGAGACUGUCACCAAGUGGAAGGGCGGCAUUCUCACCUACAAGGAUCAUCUGAAGAGCAAGAUCGUGUCCGAGAACGAGAAGAAGGCCAAGGCGGCAAAGUAGAGUAGAAGAGAGGCUUGGAAUGUUUAGUUACGUCGUAGAUACAUGUGAAUCCCAAACACUAUACACACACACACGCACCAUACACACAACAAGGAACACCCAUUCAGGCAUUCUAGACUUUUUCUCUUCAAUAAUGGAGGUCCUGGUCCCCCCGGGGCGGGGCUACAAUAUUGUGCGAAAUUAGAGUUGAGUUAACAAUCCUAUGGAGUCCUGUUGUAGGACAGGACUUAAGGACACACACUCCUCUCCAACACCAUCCAUCAACAACAACAACAACAGCAACAACUCCAACAACAAACACACUUAGUUGACAAGAACAACAAACACAAGAAUACACAAAUUUUAGCUGAAUUUUUUUCUUUUAUGUGUCGAAUUAAAAAAUAAAAUAAAAAUUAUAAAUAUAUAUAAAUAGUUAUCAAAAUGAAAUAUAAAAAAAAAAUAUCAAUAUAAAACAACAACAACAAACAAACAAACCAACAACAAACAACUACAAACUGCUUGUGAUCUUGCGCUUAUGUAAUUUUGUUUAAUUCUUCGCUAGGUUUCAUAAAAAAACAAAAACAAACAAAAACAUAUAUAUACGAUAUAAAAAAAUAUAUUAUUUUUUUUGUAAUUUAUUUACGCCUUAACUAUACACUAUAAUUAAUGAAAAAUAUACAUAUUAAACGAUUUAAACAACAAGUAUGUAAUUUAAAACCAAAAUCGAUUAUAUUUCAUAAAAAAAAAAAUAUAUAGAUCCGAUCCGUGA
Molecule: messenger RNA, 2790 nt
Organism: Drosophila ananassae
Lineage: Eukaryota; Metazoa; Arthropoda; Insecta; Diptera; Drosophilidae
Product: ATP-binding cassette sub-family F member 2
Exons: 5
Coding region: 189-2042 (617 amino acids)
Molecular function (GO): ATP binding; ATP hydrolysis activity
Source: RefSeq, a predicted model, not a curated record